Messenger RNA from Eufriesea mexicana, 1224 nucleotides. Its product is annotated as odorant receptor 85b. NCBI's taxonomy places the organism in Eukaryota, Metazoa, Arthropoda, Insecta, Hymenoptera, Apidae. Gene Ontology annotation, molecular function: odorant binding; olfactory receptor activity. Gene Ontology annotation, biological process: sensory perception of smell; detection of chemical stimulus involved in sensory perception of smell. Gene Ontology annotation, cellular component: plasma membrane. The transcript is spliced from 5 exons. Bases 1 to 1224 code for a protein of 407 amino acids. The record is from RefSeq and is a predicted model, not a curated record.
AUGCAAUCUUCUAGUAUCGACGAUCGCCCCCUGAACGAUCAUUAUAAAAGCGAUAUACGUUACACGUUUCAGUUUUGCUAUUGGAUUUUGAAACCUAUAGGUAUUUAUUCCUUCAUCUACAAGGACGCAAAUAAAUUCGGAAAAAUAGUAUCUGUGAUAUUGAUUCUAAUUUGUUGUUCCGUCCUACAAUUUGUCAUGGUGCCGUUCAGUUAUAUUCUGUUCAAUGAAGAAGAGCUGAAAGCUAAGAUUAAAUAUCUAGGACCGGUAGCGUUUUGUUUCACGUCGCUAUUUAAGUAUGGUUACCUUGGUAUGAAGGGUUCCAAGCUCAACCGUUGCAUCCAACAUGUUCAGAGGGAUUGGAAGAAGUUACAGAAUAAAGAUCAUCGUGAUAUCAUGGUGCAAUAUGUGAUUAUGAGUAGAAAAUUGAUCAUGUUAUGUGCAGUCUUAUUGUACACCGGUGGUUUGUCCUAUCACGUCAUUAUGCCAUUGCUGUCAAAGGAGAUCGACACCAACUUGACGAUUAGACCCCUUAGUUAUCCUAGCUACGAGACACCUCUCGACAUCCAGCAGAGUCCCAUAUAUAAAGUGGUAUAUUGCAUGCAGUGCAUUUAUGUUUUGAUCAUAGGUAAUAUCACGAUGGCUGCAUUCAGUUUAACAGCAAUAUUCAUUACCCACGCCAGCGGUCAAAUUAAGAUACAAACGUCAAGAUUAGAAAAUUUGAAGAUGAAAGGGAAAAUGCUGGAAACUGGUUUUGAAAAUUGCUUAGCAAUUAUCGUGAAGGACCACACGGAGAUCCUGAGAUUUACGAAGAACGUUGAGAAAACUCUGCGCGAAUUAUUUUUUGUAGAAGUGAUAGUAUCUACUUUGUUAAUAUGCCUACUUCAAUAUUAUUGUAUGAUGGAAUGGCAGAUUAGCGAUUCGGUCGCGAUAUCAACGUAUAUUAUUCUCUUGAGUUCUUUUAUUUUCAACAUAUUCAUAUUUUGUUACGUAGGAGAACUUCUUCUUGGACAGGGUAGCGAAAUUGCGACAGCUUCGUACGAAGUAGAGUGGUACAAUCUACCUGGAAGAAAAGCUCGUGAUAUCGUAAUGUUGCUUGCCAUUUCGAAAUAUCCGCCUAAACUCACGGCAGGCAGAGUACUUGUUCUCUCGAUGAAUGCUUUUGUCGCUAUAUUAAAAGCCUCGCUGGUUUACCUGAACUUGUUGCGAACGGUCACUGAAUUGUGA